CCAUCAAUUUCACGGCAAGUUGUAGAUCUCUGUCACGUCUUUAUUUUUGAGUAAGAAAUCACCUUCAGUUUGUGUAUAUUCUAUUCUUCUGCUUGUGUAUUCUCUAAUUUUGUUAAAUUGGAAACAAUGAUGAGUAAAUGCUUUUGGAUCGUAAUGAUUCUAUCGUGCUCAAAUGCAACUGAAGACGUAAGUUAUAAUUUGGAAGCCCCCCGGCUGAUCAGCGUGACGUCAGUCGAGCCACGAGGGCUAUACAUCCAUUGGAGUAAUGUUAGACAGUUAAUGCGUGAUCCUGUCUUGGGCUUUAAGAUACAUAUUUUCGAGAUAUCUGAGUCAUCUGAGACAGAAGUAAAAAUACUAACAAACAAUCACCCAGAAAUUGUGAAGAAUGACAUACCUUUACAGAAAUUCAAUUCAAACAAAAUAGAUCCGACUGUCGAGAUUAUAACGGGAGUAAGGUUUAAAGCUACUGUUACUGACCUUAAAUACAAUACUCUUUAUGAAGUAAGAGUUCUUGCCUUUAAACGUGAUAUGGAUGGUCCACUAUCAGAACCAAUAAGAAUAAAAAUAUUGAAAGAUACAGAAUAUGAUGCUGUUGUUACGAGGACAGUGAAUGGGUGUCAGUUUUCAAUGCAAACAGAAAACGUACAAAUAGAAGAAGAUGUCUUUCCGUUAAUUUACAAUUCUUACUUUUAAUUGAACUCUUAAAUAUUUAAAGAUUUGUUUAUUACAAAACUUUGUAAUAAACGUAUUACACAAGGACAGGAAGUGUGUGAUACUGGUCGGUUACAAUAAAAAUAAUAAUGGGUUUUAUCAUAUUUUUCAAAAUGUUUUAUUGAUAACAAUUCAUUUGUAAAACUAUAAAGUAUUUUAUACAAAUAAAAAAGAUUUUUGCAUA
Molecule: messenger RNA, 895 nt
Organism: Colias croceus (clouded yellow)
Lineage: Eukaryota; Metazoa; Arthropoda; Insecta; Lepidoptera; Pieridae
Exons: 3
Coding region: 127-693 (188 amino acids)
Molecular function (GO): protein binding
Source: RefSeq, a predicted model, not a curated record